GCGACGUGGGAAUUGGAGCAGCCGCUGACACACCUCCCUGUCACUGAGCAAGGUUGUUUAUUUGGCUCACGUGACCCGCUUGGCCGGUCCAUAAAGGUGCGAGCUGGGAUACCGGGUGUGCUCAUGUGGUCUGUCAUAAUGAGGGGGCUUUUUGUGUUGGCCGCGCUGCUCGUUGCUACUCUGGGCAAGGAGACGUUUGAGGGGCAUCAGGUCCUUCGCAUGGUAGCAAAGGAUGAACUCCAGUUGUCUCUUCUCACUCAGCUGGAAGACAUGGAGGAGUUUGGGCUCGACUUCUGGAUGGAGGUGACUGACGUGAACACUUACGCGGAUGUCCGAGUUCCUCUCCACAGUCUGGAGGCUGUCAAGCUUUUCCUGGAGAGCAACGGCAUUGACUACUCCAUCAUGAUUGAAGACCUACAGAACAUCCUGGAUGAGGAGCAGGAGGAGAUGGACGCUUCUACUCGUACAGCUGAGCCCAGAAACACCGACAACUUUGAAUUUUCCAGAUACCACAGCAUCAGUGAGCUGUACCGGUUCCAGGACAUGCUGGUUGCUGAGAAUCCCAAACUGGUCAGCAAACUGGUGAUUGGUCAGAGUUACGAGCGUCGUCCCCUCAACGUGCUCAAGUUCAGUACCGGUGGAAGAAAUCGUCCCUCCAUCUGGAUUGACACUGGGAUCCACUCCAGGGAAUGGGUGACCCAGGCUAGCGGCGCCUGGUUUGCCAAGAAGAUCGUGACCGACUACGGCCGUGACCCCGUGCUCACCGCCAUCCUGAACAAGAUGGACAUCUUCCUGGAGAUGGUCACCAACCCUGACGGUUACUACUACACCCACACUAGUAACCGCAUGUGGCGCAAGACCAGGAAGCCCAAUCCUGGUACCAGCUGUGUCGGAGUUGACCCCAACAGGAACUGGGAUGCUGGUUUUGGAGGACCUGGGGCCAGCGGUAACGCUUGCUCCGAGACCUACCGUGGACCCAGGGCCCACUCUGAGUCGGAGGUCAAAUCGAUCGUGGACUUUGUGAAGUCUCACGGCAACAUCAAGGCCUUUGUGUCCAUCCACUCGUACUCACAGAUGUUGCUGUACCCUUACGGCUACACCAGGACCCCCGUCAGGGACCAGGCUGAACUGCACAGUCUGGCAAGGAAAGCCAUCACUGACUUGGCCUCUCUGUACGGCACUCAUUACAGAUAUGGAAGCAUCAUCAACACCAUCUACCAAGCCAGUGGCGGCACUAUCGACUGGACCUACAACCAGGGUAUCAAGUACUCGUUCACCUUCGAGCUGAGGGACACGGGACGCUACGGCUUCAUGCUGCCCGCCAACCAGAUCAUCCCCACGGCCAGGGAGACGUGGCUGGCCCUCAUGGCCAUCAUGGACCACACCUCCAAAAACCUGUACUAAUUUAAGAGCGCCAUUGUGGCAGGUAUUGUGACUCCUCCAAUGUGAUCAGACCAUUAAAAAACCGCAAGUUUC
This is a messenger RNA of Dunckerocampus dactyliophorus (ringed pipefish), 1476 nucleotides long. RefSeq names its product carboxypeptidase A5 (gene cpa5). The record is from RefSeq and is a predicted model, not a curated record. Bases 124 to 1404 code for a protein of 426 amino acids. The transcript has 11 exons. NCBI's taxonomy places the organism in Eukaryota, Metazoa, Chordata, Actinopteri, Syngnathiformes, Syngnathidae. Gene Ontology annotation, molecular function: metallocarboxypeptidase activity; zinc ion binding. Gene Ontology annotation, biological process: proteolysis.